Molecule: messenger RNA, 1696 nt
Organism: Chlamydomonas reinhardtii
Lineage: Eukaryota; Viridiplantae; Chlorophyta; Chlorophyceae; Chlamydomonadales; Chlamydomonadaceae
Exons: 1
Coding region: 68-391 (107 amino acids)
Source: RefSeq, a predicted model, not a curated record
ACCUCCAUACACAACGGUGUUCCAGCACCACAAACUGCAGGGCCGCGACGCCAGCUCGGCUACAAACAUGCGGCACGCGCUGAUGGAGAUGCUGCUUGGCAAACCGCGGCCUGCAGCCCUGCGACCUGCUGGCGGCGGUGGCGGCGGUGCAGGGCCUGGAGACGGCGUUGGCGGCGGCGGUGGCACCGCGCCUACCGGCGGCAACAGCAGCGGCCACGGCGUUGGGCCCGGUGGUGGCGGCGGCACGGGCGGCCCUGGGCCCAGCGGCAGUGGCGGCGCGCAUACAUGUUUGGAGCAGAGGGGGCGGGCAAGGCCACGUGGAGGAGGACAGCGCGGCGCCGCCUUCAAAGCGGCGCCGGCGCGCAGGUUGAGACCUGCCGGUGUUGUCUGAUUAGCGACCUGUGCUGACGAGCAUGGCGUAGCGGGCAGUCGGCUGCAGCGGCAGGGGUGUUGAGAGUUUUUCCUUGCUGUCUGGUUGGCCUGCUGCCUGCUGCGCUACUGCUUGAUAGCUGGGCGCGACUGGGCAUAUAUGGCGGGCGGUGCCUGCACAAACCGACCCCAACUAUGUCCGGGAGAUGAGGCUAGUAUCGGAACCUUCGGCCUCAGACGGAGGACGUGGCGUGGGCUCAGCCCACUUUUCCCUUGCGAGGGAUCUUGUCCUUGGGAAUGGUGAGCCGGCUGGCGGUGUCUAGGAAGCGGUCCGCGGUGGAGCUGGCAGGGCUUGCGUAGCGGCAUGACAAGUAGUGCGGCUGUUGACAACUGUGCUGCGUCUGGCUGCGGUUGGCUCUGCUGCGGCAUCGCGACUGCUAGAUAGGCACCUGGUUUGGCUAUGUGCCUGUGGAAACCGACCCCGGCUAUGUCCGGGCGAUGAGGUUGUUCGGCCUCAGACUGUGGAGGGGCUCAGCCCCUUUUCCCGUGACCGGGGAACACUUGUCCCUUGUCAUGCCUUUCGGCCUCUCCCACUCGACGCGUAGCCUUUGGACGUCAUGCUGGUCACGGUGACGCCGGGCUGUUGAUGUUUCCCAAUUCCCAGCCUGCAUUUGGAUGGCGUUGGUUUCGUGCGACCUUACAGCCGUAACCGCAGUCCCGAACGCCAUGCAGCCGAGCUACGGGCUUGGUCAACUAUUGUCCCCGAGCAGUGCGGAAGCAGGUGGAGACGUGGAGGGGCGCAAGGUGGACGCCCGGAGACGGCGCUCUACCGCAGACGUUUUGUUUCUUGGACGCUUAACGGCUUAAGACGCUGCAGGACAUGCGCUUCGCGCAACAGGGCUGGCCUGUUCCUGUGGCGCGCUGGCAGAUACCAGUGCAGUAGUCUUGCUAGUGUCCGGCGCGUGCUGCCCCUUUCCCGCUAGCCAAGACCACAACGACCAGCCCCUUUCGCUGUAUAUAUCCUAGCCUCCAUUUACCAGCCGUUUUCUGGCAUCUUGAGCACCUUGGCUCGGGAUGCCGUAGGAGAGGCGUAGUUGAACGAGUCGCGUACGGCUUGCUUGAAGCCUUGCUCUGUGUCGGGGCUGGGGUGCGACAGGGCGGCGUGGGCAGGGCCAUGUGCAGCUCGUUCGCGUGUGGGUCGUUUGCUGAUCGUCUACCACGUCGUCACCAAGGGCAACGAAGCAGUCAGCGGGACACCUGGGGCGCGCGUGGGGAAGCGUGGCAGGACGUGCCCCAUUGUUUGGUCCCGUGUCACCAGCAAUCUAGU